CCCCCCUCCCUUCCUCACAGGAUUGCUGGGCCCCACACGCUCGAACCCUCGGUGGUCUGUCCUUCCUCCCCCACUGCCUGGCGUCUCUAACCCUGUGUCUGCAAACCUCUCCCCAGACGGCAGAGGUCGCCCUGUCAAACCUGAAGAACAAGUAUGACAAUGAGAAGUGCCUGGUGUCGGACACGAUGGUGAAGCUGCGGAGUGAGCUCAAGGCGCUGAAGGAGGACGCCGCCACCUUCUCCUCCCUCCGUGCCAUGUUCGCCAGCAGAUGCGACCAGUACGUCACCCAGCUGGAGGAGAUGCAGCGGCAGCUGGCGGCAGCCGAGGACGAGAAGAAGACGCUGAACUCCCUGCUGCGCAUGGCCAUCCAGCAGAAGCUGGCACUCACCCAGAGGCUGGAGGUACAGGACGCCCUCACUGACGUCACCCGCCACUGCCCCAGGACCAACCGAGCCAAGCUGCAUGCAAAGAACCGCGCCAGGGGAACGCGCGCCAGUCCACAGCAUCAACAGAGUAUUUGAGCAGACUGUGCACUCUCCCAGCUGGGCGCCGGCAGUAACCCUGACAGAAAAUCAUCGAUCCACGACAGACUGAGGGUGGAACCGUAUCAUCACCCUGCGACACCUCUCCUUCUUCCCCUCUCUCCGUCUAUCUCGGUCUGACGAUAAACAGUUUGUCCGGCCAGCCAGUCUCGAUUGCUUUCCAAACUUCCUGCAAGCCAUCGUGCACUUUAUGUUCCUGGUGCCUUUGACUGUCUCGGGACUGUGUCGCUCUGUUUAAAAUCUCCUGGUUCGCCACUGGAAAUCACCGUCUCUUUGUGGCGCAUCGCCUGUGAGCGUGUUUUCCCUCUCCCGCGUGCAUUCCCCAGUAAUCCGGGCUGGUCAGCGAGGGUCGUUACUCAGGGCUGGAACUCUUGGUUCGGCUGUCUCAGGGCAAUGGGUGAUCUGCAGGGUUGCCGUCAUCGAGAGGGGCUGUCUGCUGAGUGGAAAGAUGGAGAGAGAGACAGAGACAGAGAGAAACAGACAGACAGAGAGUGACGGAGAGACAGAGAGACACAGAGAGAGAGACAGUGACAGAGAGAAACAGACAGACAGAGAGUGACGGAGAGACAGAGAGACACAGAGAGAGAGACAGUGACAGAGAGAGAGUGAUAGACAGACUGUGACAGAGAGAGAUAGACGCAGAGAGAGACAGACAGAUUGGCAGAGUGACGAAGACACACAGAGACAGAGAGAGAGAGACAAGACAGUGACAGAGAGAGAGUGAUAGACAGUGACAGAGAGAGAUAGACGCAGAGAGAGACAGACGCAGAGAGAGAGACAGAGAUAUGGAGGUAGGAGGGGAGUGAGUACGAGAGAGGGAGAGGGAACGUUAGAGAGCGAAAGAGGAUGAGAGAGGGAUAGAGAAGGUAAGGAGAGGGAGAGAGAGGGGGUGGAGACAGAGGUGAAGCAGGAGGUGGGUAGGGUGGGAGGGUAAGCUGACCUUUUAUCAAUGUACAUUCAACAUUCUGCAUGCCACCUCCCUCACCCGUCAGGAACAGCAUACCAUCUGCCCCUCCGUCUGUCCAAGCAUCUCACCCCCAGGCCUGAGGCACUGGAGUGCGACCCCAGACCUGUCUACCGCCCCACCGGGGGCAUGACCCUUCUCUCCCUACCCACAGGUUGCUUCGGGUUCUCAGUUCGAGUUGGGAUUGUACUCGGGCAGUGCAAAUGUGUGGAGGCCUCUCCAGUCUUCUCCCCUCUCUCUCGUCAUCUCCCCACUGUCUGCCCUCUUUCCCAUCUCCUCUCUCUCCUUCACCUUGUGUCUGCACGUUGCUGGCUGCCCCGCUCCUGCCAGCCAGUGCCACCGGCUGGUUCCUGUGCCACGUCAGUGUUAGUACAGUCGCAGUGCCUGUCCGUCUCAGUGUUACUACAGUCGCUGUGCCUGUCCGUCUCAGUGUUACUACAGUCGCUGUGCCUGUCGGUCUCAGUGUUACUACAGUCGCUGUGCCUGUCCGUCUCAGUGCCUUAACUCCCCAAGUGCCUUGUGCUUCCUCAGCCUUACAUUCACCCGUUGUAAGUACACGUUCUGCACAAGCGGUGAACUGCAGAGAGCGAGCGACUGACGGGGACCACGCAACGAGCUAAACUUGUGGGGUUGAGGGGGGAGAACAGCUGCCAAAACCGCACGUCCUCCGAUACAUAAAGUUUGUUACACUGCAA
Messenger RNA from Hypanus sabinus (Atlantic stingray), 2201 nucleotides. Its product is annotated as protein bicaudal D homolog 2-like. The coding region runs from base 186 to 521 and encodes 111 amino acids. NCBI's taxonomy places the organism in Eukaryota, Metazoa, Chordata, Chondrichthyes, Myliobatiformes, Dasyatidae. The transcript has 3 exons. Gene Ontology annotation, cellular component: cytosol; Golgi apparatus. Gene Ontology annotation, biological process: regulation of microtubule cytoskeleton organization; protein localization to organelle; microtubule anchoring at microtubule organizing center. The record is from RefSeq and is a predicted model, not a curated record. Gene Ontology annotation, molecular function: dynein complex binding; dynactin binding; cytoskeletal adaptor activity.